UAAGAAAUGGCCUUGGUUUUGCUUCUCUCUGGGAUGGCCACCACCACAUAGGAUCUGAAUGUCCUGCUGCUUCCUGGGAACAGAAAGAAGACCCUUUAUUUGUCUGUUUCAGUGGCAGUUUGGUAGUAAAAAAACUGUUGAAUGGGCCACAAUUUCAGCAGAACAUCGCGUGAGUGGGACCAGUCUCUCCUCUUCCGGAAUAUCAGAAAUUAAGCACUUGGAAAGGAGAUUUGGCCAAGAUGACCCACUUACAGGCUGGACUCAGCCCAGAGACUAUAGAGAAAGCUCGCCUGGAACUGAAUGAAAACCCAGAUGUUUUACACCAGGAUAUUCAGCAAGUCAGGGACAUGAUCAUCACCAGGCCUGACAUUGGAUUUUUACGCACAGAUGAUGCCUUCAUCCUGAGAUUUCUCCGAGCCAGGAAGUUUCACCAAGCAGAUGCCUUUAGACUCCUGGCCCAGUACUUCCAGUACCGCCAGCUAAACCUGGACAUGUUCAAAAACUUCAAGGCUGAUGACCCCGGCAUUAAGAGGGCCCUCAUCGAUGGGUUCCCCGGAGUGCUGGAAAACCGCGAUCACUACGGCAGGAAGAUCCUUCUGCUGUUUGCAGCCAAUUGGGAUCAGAGUAGGAACUCCUUUACAGACAUCCUCCGGGCCAUCCUGCUGUCACUGGAAGUCCUUAUUGAAGAUCCGGAGCUUCAGAUAAAUGGUUUCAUUUUAAUUAUAGACUGGAGUAAUUUUUCCUUCAAACAAGCCUCCAAACUGACACCUUCAAUCCUCAAACUGGCCAUUGAAGGGUUGCAGGACAGCUUUCCUGCCCGCUUCGGAGGAGUCCAUUUUGUCAACCAGCCCUGGUACAUCCAUGCCCUGUACACGCUCAUCAAGCCCUUCCUUAAAGACAAGACCAGGAAACGGAUUUUCCUGCAUGGAAACAACUUAAACAGCCUCCACCAGCUAAUACAUCCUGAAUUUUUGCCAUCUGAAUUUGGAGGAACCCUUCCUCCUUAUGACAUGGGAACUUGGGCCCGGACGUUACUCGGUCCUGACUACAGUGAUGAAAAUGACUAUACUCACACUUCCUAUAAUGCGAUGCAUGUGAAACACACAUCCUCCAAGCUGGAGAGAGAGUCCUCACCCAAGCCGAUGAAGAGAUCUCAGUCUGUGGUAGAAGCUGGGACCCUGAAACAUGAGGACAAGGGAGAGAAUGAGAACACUCAGCCACUCCUGGCUCUGGACUGA
This is a messenger RNA of Hippopotamus amphibius kiboko, 1238 nucleotides long. RefSeq names its product clavesin 1 (gene CLVS1). Gene Ontology annotation, molecular function: phosphatidylinositol bisphosphate binding. The transcript is spliced from 5 exons. The coding region runs from base 240 to 1238 and encodes 332 amino acids. NCBI's taxonomy places the organism in Eukaryota, Metazoa, Chordata, Mammalia, Artiodactyla, Hippopotamidae. Gene Ontology annotation, cellular component: membrane. The record is from RefSeq and is a predicted model, not a curated record.